CAUUUUACGCUUCCGUUGUCUCUCUCUCACACUCUACUCUCGGUGACUGUGGUGGCGCGUGCUUCUCAACCGCCACUGCUCUCCCUCAUUUUCUACCUGAGAUCUUCAUAGGUCCACUGAUUAGAGCACAUACAAAUGAGUUCAAAAAGAGGGGUUGGGAGACCUUCUGCUAUGAUUAACAAUGAUGAUCUGUCAUCCAAAGGGAAAAGCAUAUCUGACUCUCAUCCAGAAUUUGAGCAGUUGACCCAGGGUAUUGCUGAUGUGAACCUAGACUCUGGUGGACAAGAUGAUGGUGAAUGGGAGGUAUAUGCAAGGAAACCCAAGAACAGAGCUGGAAGCAGUGCUCCAAAACAAUGGGGUCCUCCAGCUCAUAAUUCUAAUCCUAGGGCAUGGGGGAAUACAGAUAUGGCUCAAAGGACAGGCAUUCGGAAUCAGGGUGGAGUUGGAAGAGCUUCUGGAAAUGCCUGGCAGACACAAAAUGCUAACUUGAGGAGACCAGCUGGCAGAGGAAAUGGAAGGCCCCAGUUAGCUACAAGUGGAUAUGAAAGCAACAAUAUGACUCCGAAUCCUGUAAUUCGGCCUCCGCUGGAGCAUGGAUGGAAUUGGCAAUCUAGAACUGGUUCAAUGCAGUCCAAUGCAAAGGAUGAAACUGCACCAGAGUACCUUGAAAAUAAUAACGAUGUUGAUGAUAUUGAUGAUGAUGACAAGGAGGAGUCUGAUGGUUUAGAAGAUACUGAUGAUGAUCUAAUGAGUGAUGAAUAUGAUUCAGACGCUAGUCAAAAGAGCCAUGAGACACGUAAGAAGAGCAAAUGGUUUAAGAAAUUCUUUGAGAUUUUGGAUAGCCUGACUGUUGAAGAGAUAAAUGAACCAGAAAGACAGUGGCACUGUGCAGCUUGUCAAGGUGGCCCUGGUGCUAUUGAUUGGUACAGAGGACUGCAGCCUCUGAUGACACAUGCCAAAACAAAGGGGUCAAAUAGGGUGAAGAUUCACAGGGAGCUUGCUGAACUUUUGGAUGAGGAAUUGCGCAGAAGAGGUACUUCAGUAAUUCCAUCUGGGGAAGCAUUUGGUAAAUGGAAAGGUUUAAAAGAUGAGGAGAAAGAUCAUGAAAUUGUUUGGCCUCCAAUUGUUGUCAUUCAGAAUACGAAGCUUGAACAGGAUGAAAAUGAGAAGUGGAAAGGUAUGGGUAACCAGGAGCUUCUUGACUAUUUUAGCUCAUACGCAGCUAUGAAAGCACGACACUCUUAUGGUCCUCAGGGUCAUCGCGGGAUGAGUGUUUUGAUAUUUGAAGCCUCAGCUAGUGGUUAUCUAGAGGCAGAGCGUCUGCAUAAGCAUUUUGCAGAGCAAGGAACCGAUAAAGAUGCUUGGUAUAAUCGUCGUAUUUUAUUUCUCCCUGGUGGGAAUCGCCAACUUUAUGGAUACAUGGCUACUAAAGAAGACCUGGACCUUUUUAACAAGCAUUCCCAAGGUAAAUCUAGACUCAAAUAUGAAAUGAGGUCGUAUCAGGAGAUGGUUGUAAACCAAAUUCGGCAAAUGAAUGAGGACAACCAGAAACUUAUCUAUUUGAAGAACAAGGUUGUCAAUGAAAAAAGGCGUUCAAAAGCUCUUGAAGAAUCUUUUGGUAUAGUGACUGAGAAGCUGCGAAAGACAACAGAGGAAAAUCGCAUUGUGAGGCGGAGAACUAAAAUGCAACAUGAAGAGAACAAAGAAGAGAUGUACAUGCAAGAACAAUUCUUUAAGGACCAGAUCAGAAUCAUUCAUGAUUCAAGGAAUGCGAAGGAAGAAGAUUUUGAGAGGGUGCAGCAGACAGAACGUAAGAAGGCAGAGCAGUCAAGUACUAGUCCUUUAAAUGCUGAGGAGCGGAGACUCAAGAUGGAUGAAUAUCUAAAAUUUGUUGAGGUCCAAGAUAAAGAAAUGGAGAACUUUGUUGCUGAAAAGGAGAAACUGUAUCAUGCUCAUGAAGAGAGUAUUGCUGCAAUGAGGCUGAGGCAUUGGGAGGAAGAGGUGCAGAUGGAGAAAAUGUUUGAUGAGGAACUGACCAAACUCAUGGAAAAGUACUCCCCAUCUGACCCAGAGACGAAGUCCAACGGUAUCUAAUGGUAGGGUGUUUCACAGACGCAUACAAACAGAUAAACAGCGAAAUAGAUAAUAAGAGUGCCUAGAUAUCUGCUUUCUGAAUAUUGGGAGUUUGAAAUUUGAGUAUGUUGUUUUCUUUUCUAGUUUACAUUUGACAGUAUAUGCUUGGAGAUAGAAAACUACUUAAAAAUUGAAAUGAUCGUGCAUGUAGUACUAAUGACUAGAAUUUCUGGUUUCAUUGACCUUUUUUUUACAA
Gastrolobium bilobum is the source of this 2329-nucleotide messenger RNA. RefSeq names its product protein SUPPRESSOR OF GENE SILENCING 3. NCBI's taxonomy places the organism in Eukaryota, Viridiplantae, Streptophyta, Magnoliopsida, Fabales, Fabaceae. The transcript has 6 exons. The record is from RefSeq and is a predicted model, not a curated record. Gene Ontology annotation, biological process: regulatory ncRNA-mediated gene silencing; defense response to virus. Bases 136 to 2094 code for a protein of 652 amino acids.